AUGAAAGACCCCCACAAAUUGAGAGUGUUAACACUGAAUGCUUGUAGCUUAAAGGGUAAAGAUAAACACCUUGAAUUUCAAAGCCUGAUUGACAACUACAAACCUGAUAUUGUUAAUGUAAAUGAGACCCACAUUAAUGACACUGUCUUUUCGGCUGAAAUUCUGGAGAAAGGUUACACCGUUUUUCAUAAGGAUAGAAACGAAUUUGGUGGAGGGGUACUGUCUGCUUUCUCCAACCAUCUUGUGGUGACUCACGAGGAGCAAAUGGAUGGUAAUUAUGAAGGCAUCUGGUCAAAGAUAAAUAUUGCAGGAAGCAAAUCACUUUUUGUUGGCUCAGUCUAUAGGACCCCAGACUCAAAUGUUGACCCCCUUGUAGCUCUCGAUGGUGCAUUAUGCAAGCUGGUUAAAAAUCCAAUUCCAAACAUCCUCAUUACCGGUGACCUGAACCUGCCUAGUAUAUCAUGGGAAGAUGAUAACUACGCUGUAAGACCUAAUCCUACUUAUGGGCUUGAAGUAAACCACAAGUUUUUGGACAUUGUGAACGACCACUCACUGACUCAACAUGUUAUGGAGCCAACUAGAGGGGAGAACACCCUCGAUCUUGUUCUCACCACUUGCCCAGAGAUGGUAUUAGACCUAGUGGUUGAGCCCGGCAUGAGUGAUCAUGAUCUGGUGUUAUUUGAUCUAAACUUGAAGCCCUCCUUCAACAAGAAAAAGCCUCGUAAAGUCUUUGUAUUUAAGAAAGGUAAUAUGGGUGCAGUGAAAACUGACCUUAAAAAACAUCUUGAUAAUUACUUCAACAAUGAGGCCUAUCAUAAAUUGAUCAAUAAAAACUAUGAUUUCUUUAAAACCACAAUCACUGAGAUCAUGAAAAAACAUAUCCCACAAAAAAACAUCAGUGGUAGAUGGAACUUGCCAUGGAUCACUAGUUCCAUUAAAAGGUUAAUCCGAAAAAAGCAACGUCUAUAUAACCAUGCCAAACACUGUAACAACCAUGCUGCCUGGAAAAAAUUUAAAGACUUGCGUAAACUCGUAAAGAAAAAUCUCGCUAAGGCACACAGCGAGUAUGUGUCCCAGCUCUUAACAGUCCCAGAGGGUAGUGAAACAGCGAACCAUACCAUAACCAAACGGUUCUGGACAUACAUCAAGUCCAAAAAGACCCAUGAUGUUGGUGUUGCUCCCCUACGCGAUGAUAAGGGUGAAUUAGUCAGUGACAGUCUUGGUAAGGCACGUGCUCUGAGUUCACAGUUCCAGUCCGUUUUUACUCAUGAAAAUAAUAGUUCUAUACCUACACUUGGACCAAGUCCUUAUCCGACUAUACCGUCUACUUUAAUGUCUAUAGACGGUGUUAUCAAACUACUUCAAAAUGUUAACCCGAAGAAAGCUAAUGGCCCUGAUUUAAUCCCCUGUAACGCACGGCUGCGUUGCUGUAUUCAAGGCUGUCACAUAAAUAUCCGGUUCGCUUCGCAAAAAUUAAAUAUAAAAUCGAAAUAUUGA
Molecule: messenger RNA, 1497 nt
Organism: Nematostella vectensis (starlet sea anemone)
Lineage: Eukaryota; Metazoa; Cnidaria; Anthozoa; Actiniaria; Edwardsiidae
Exons: 1
Coding region: 1-1497 (498 amino acids)
Molecular function (GO): catalytic activity
Source: RefSeq, a predicted model, not a curated record